Molecule: messenger RNA, 4048 nt
Organism: Xenopus laevis (African clawed frog)
Lineage: Eukaryota; Metazoa; Chordata; Amphibia; Anura; Pipidae
Gene: srgap3.S
Product: SLIT-ROBO Rho GTPase-activating protein 3
Exons: 22
Coding region: 241-3537 (1098 amino acids)
Biological process (GO): signal transduction
Cellular component (GO): synapse
Molecular function (GO): GTPase activator activity
Source: RefSeq, a predicted model, not a curated record
GUGACGUUGCGCCUCAAUUCAGCCCUGCAGCAAGAAAAGAAAGAAGGAGAAAAAGGAAAACAAUCUGCUGUGCGCGGAGCAGUGUGAGGAGCUGGCAGAGCAAUGCAGUGGCCCGUGUGUGCGGCAGCGCGGCUCAGGGCGAGGCUGAUGUGCAGGUGAUGUGCUGAUCCUGAUGAAGGGGAAUCCCUGCCGGGACACAAACAAGUGAGGAGCAGAGGGAGCGCACAGGAGCUAGCAAUCAUGUCCAGGUUUAAGAAGGACAAGGAGAUCAUCUCUGACUAUGAGAACCAAGUGAAAGAGAUCCGUAGCCAGCUGGUGGAGCAGUUGAAGUGCCUGGAGCAGCAGUCUGAGUCCCGUCUGGCUCUCCUCCAGGAUCUACAGGAAUUCUUCCGCAGGAAGGCAGAGAUUGAGCUGGAAUACUCGCGGAGCCUGGACAAACUGGCGGAGAGAUUCUCUUCCAAGGUGCGCAGUGCCCGCGAGCAACAUCAUUUCAAGAAGGAUCAGCAUCUUCUCUCCCCUGUGAAUUGCUGGUAUUUGGUUCUGACUCAGACGCGACGGGAGAGUAAGGACCACGCCACUCUGAAUGAUAUAUUCCUGAAUAAUGUGAUUGUCAGGCUCUCGCACAUCAGUGAAGAUGUCAUGCGCCUCUUCAAAAAGAGCAAAGAGAUUGGACAACAGAUGCACGAAGAACUGGCAAAGGUCACGAAUGAGCUGUAUACGGUGAUGAAGACAUAUCACAUGUACCAUGCAGAGAGCAUCAGUGCAGAGAGCAAACUCAAGGAUGCAGAGAAGCAGGAGGAGAAGCAAUUUAGCAAAGCGGUGGAGCUCGGCUCCAAUGCCCUGCGGCUCGAGGAGAGACCACAGAGACGCAGCUCGGUCAAGAAGAUUGAAAAAAUGAAGGAGAAGAGACAAGCCAAGUACUCGGAAAACAAACUGAAGUGUACAAAAGCCAGAAACGAGUAUCUCCUCAACUUGGCUGCUACCAAUGGGUGCAUCAGCAAAUACUACAUCCACGAUGUGUCUGAUCUGAUAGAUUGCUCUGACCUUGGCUUCCAUGCAAGCCUUGCCCGCACCUUUCGCACAUACCUCUCUGCUGAGUAUAACCUGGAGACCUCGCGGCACGAAGGCCUCGACAUCAUCGAGAAUGCCGUGGAUAAUCUCGACGCCCGCAGUGAUAAGCACAAAAUCAUGGACUUGUACAACCAGGUCUUUUGCCCCCCACUCAAAUUUGACUAUCAGCCUCAUAUGGGAGACGAGGUUUUCCAGGUGAGUGCCCAGCAGCCAGUACAGAUGGAGCUCCUCAUGCGAUACCACCAGCUACAGUCUCGUCUCACCACCCUGAAGAUAGAAAAUGAAGAAGUGCGGAAGACUUUGGAUGCCACCAUGCAGACCCUGCAGGACAUGCUGACGGUGGAGGACUUUGAUGUGUCAGAUGCCUUUCAUCACAGCCGCUCUACAGAAUCCAUCAAAUCGGCUGCCUCUGAGACCUAUAUGAGUAAACUCAACAUCUCCAAGAGGAGGGCCAACCAGCAAGAGACUGAGAGCUUUUACUUUUCUAAGUUUAAAGAGUACUUGAAUGGAAGUAACCUCAUCACAAAGCUUCAGGCCAAACACGACCUUCUGAAACAGACUCUAGGAGAAGGAGAACGAGCAGACUAUGGAACCACUAGGCCCCCAUUACUUCCCCCUAAACCCCAGAAAAUGAGGAAACCCCGGCCUCGGUCAUCCUAUAGCCUUAAGCUCUUUCAUGGAGACAUGGAGCUGUUCAUUAAGGACUCUGGGCAGGCAAUUCCUUUGGUGGUGGAGAGCUGCAUUCGGUACAUCAACUUAUAUGGUCUCCAGCAACAGGGGAUUUUUCGAGUUCCAGGCUCUCAGGUUGAAGUUAAUGACAUCAAGAAUUCAUUUGAAAGAGGUGAAGACCCACUUGUGGAAGAUCACAGUGAGCGUGACAUUAAUUCGGUGGCAGGUGUGUUGAAGCUGUACUUCCGAGGCCUGGAAAACCCACUCUUUCCUAAGGAAAGGUUUCAAGACUUGAUGUCAACAAUCAAGAUAGAGAACCCUUCAGAGAGGGCACAUCAUAUCCGUCAGAUCCUCAUCACGUUGCCCAGGUCCGUCCUGGUGGUCAUGAGAUACCUCUUUGCCUUCCUCAACCAUUUAUCACAGUACAGCGAUGAGAACAUGAUGGAUCCAUACAACCUAGCCAUCUGUUUUGGACCAACUUUGAUGCCCAUCCCAGAUGGGCAAGAUCCUGUGUCUUGCCAAGCGCAUGUCAACGAGGUCAUCAAAACCAUCAUCAUCAGCCAAGAAUCCAUUUACCCAAGUCAUCGUGAGCUGGAUGGGCCAGUGUAUGAAAAAUGCAUGACCGGAGGAGAGGAUUACUGUGACAGCCCCCACAGUGAGCCGGGUGCUAUUGAUGAGGGUGAUCACGACAAUGGUACAGAGCCUCACACUAGUGAUGAAGAGGUGGAGCAGAUUGAGGCCAUCGCUAAGUUUGACUACAUGGGACGGACGCCCCGAGAGUUGUCCUUUAAAAAGGGGGCAUCCCUGCUUCUUUACCAUCGCGCUUCUGAAGACUGGUGGGAAGGGCGACACAAUGGGGUAGAUGGGCUUAUACCUCAUCAGUAUAUCGUGGUGCAGGAUCUGGAUGAUGCAUUUUCAGACAGCCUAAGCCAGAAGGCAGACAGCGAGGCCAGCAGUGGACCCCUACUGGAUGAUAAGGCCUCCUCCAAAAAUGAUAUCCACUCGCCUACUGAGCACCUGCAGGAAUACAGCUUCUCUGGAGUGUUGGGCAGGGUGAGACUAAGAUCUGAUGGAGCUGCCAUACCACGAAGAAGAAGUGGUGGUGACAACCACAGUCCCCCCAGACCUCUAGGUCCUUGUAUAGAUACCCCUCCCAGAGCCGCCGCCUGCCCCAGCAGCCCACACAAACUGUCGCUAAAUAGAGGAAGGGUGGAUAGUCCAGAGAAGCGCCGGAUGGCAACUUUUGGCAGUGCCGGGAGUAUCAAUUAUCCUGAGAGGAAGGGUCUGACUGACGGAAUCUCCCUGCGAUCAGUAACAGGAGGUACCAGACACAGCAGUCUUGGAGACCACAAGUCUUUAGAAGCUGAAGCUCUAGCUGAGGACAUUGAAAAGACAAUGAACACAGCCCUGAAUGAGCUGCGUGAGCUGGAGAGGCAAAACACGGCCAAGCAGGCCCCUGAUGUGGUUCUGGACACACUGGAACCCAUGAAACACCCUGCACUGGGCACUCCCAAUUCUGAACCGGUUAGUCCUUUGCACACCAUUAUGAUCCGUGACCCUGAUGCUGCCAUGAGGAGGAGUAACUCCACUACUACAGAGAUGAUGACUACAUUUAAGCCUGCUCUGUCGGCACGUCUUGCAGGGUCUCAGCUGCGUCCUCCACCUGUAAGGCCGGCACGGCCCAUGGUCCAACACAGGUCUAGUAGCAGCAGCAGCUCUGGUGUCGGAAGCCCGGCACUAACACCAACAGAAAAGGUGUUCCCCAGCAACCCAUCUGAGAAGUCAGGAACCAUGUAAAUGCCUCCAGACCCCAAUAUCGUGGAUCCUCCUGUGUGAUCUGUGGUAUACUCUGGAUAGUAUAAAUGAGAACUGGGUCAGGAGACACAGAAACCGAAAGAACUUCAGUUCAAGCCAGUUCCAGUAGUGAUAGAUAGAAUUCCUGUACCUAUGUACAUACUGUACUCAUAAAUUUCCUACAUGUGACUCCCCCCAGUCUCAGAGUCUAUUGCUAAUACCUCCACUCUCUGUUCUUGCACCCAGGCAUAUGGAUCCUUAGACACCCAAUCCCAUGUACAUAUCUCAUAGUCUCUUCAUGCACUUAUAACCACAUCACUCAGGAUUUGUCCAUGUGCCCAGUAACAUGGAACCAUCCAUAAAGGGUCACUUCUUGUGCCAACCUUUUUCCAUGGCUUCAUUAGAUAGGUGCGUUAUCAGCACUCCACAUAACUAACGAUUAUGCCCUUAAUAAAACAAUAUCCAUGUCUUUCCCAAAACAAUCACACAAGAUCUUAUGCCAUGCUCCCAAUAA